Orbilia oligospora ATCC 24927 is the source of this 1593-nucleotide messenger RNA. RefSeq lists its product as uncharacterized. The transcript has 4 exons. The record is from RefSeq and is a predicted model, not a curated record. Gene Ontology annotation, molecular function: protein binding. NCBI's taxonomy places the organism in Eukaryota, Fungi, Ascomycota, Orbiliomycetes, Orbiliales, Orbiliaceae. The coding region runs from base 1 to 1593 and encodes 530 amino acids.
AUGUCAACCGAGACCGGCCUAGGGAGUGUCCCUUUAGAGAUCACAACCGAGAUCCUCAAGUAUCUAAAACAUAAUAAAGAAGACCUCAUGUCACUAUCUCUUGUUUCAAAGAAGCUACAUUCAUUGACCUCGCUGGCCCUCUAUGAGACCGUGGUUUUAGAUUUGGAUUACUUCAAUGACUUCGACUUCGAAGAAAGCUACGACGGAUUUCGAUACAUAUCACUUUUAAGGAAAGGGCACCAGAACCUUCAUUUGAUCAAAAAUUUCGGCGUCAAGGGAAACUUAGGCGUUGAAGUUAAACCUGAUAAAGCUAAAAAGAUGGUCUCUCGAUCUUUCAAUUGGAUCGUUCUCAGUAUUAUGCGUCGCUUAGGCACUGGUCAGCUUCGCAACUUCAUCUGGAAUACAGAACUCGAUAUCACGAAACCUCUCGCGAAUGAGCUCCAAUGUCGACAAAAACUUCAAGGCAUUUGGGUAUCCAACAGCGGUGCCCAAGCACUUGGCUUCAUCAGCAAAGUUCUAUUCCAAGCCAUUAGUACCUCGUAUCACUUAAAGAAUCUUCAUUUCGACGGAAUAAACGAGCCGGACAGCCUUUUGACGCUUCUAGCAGAUCUUGAAACUCUCCACGGUCCCAGAAAUUUGCAAAGUCUUACCAUCGGCGUCGCGAACAGCGAAGUAAUUGAGGAGACGGAGCUUUGGAUAAAGGACUCUGAUACCUCCUCUCUAUCCUUACAAAACGAUGAUGAUGAUUCCAUGCAGGCUGUCCCAAGAUGUCCUUAUUUGGAAUAUCUAUCGUUGAACGGGGUAGAUAAUGAUUUUCUCGCGAAACUCAACAAUCCCCUCAAGAUCGAGGAAUUCUUUGAUAUUAACAAGUUGCAGACAUUGAAAUUGUUGAAUACCAAAGAUAUAUCAAGCACACUAGAAUCAUUGCGAACACUACCGGUCAAAAUAAAGACGUUCCAUGUGAGCGGCAAGAGCUCCAUCAGGCCAAUAGAAGCGUUCCUAGCCUCGUUUACCGGGCUCAAAGAGCUGUAUAUCGACAUGAAGCCUACUAAAUUGUCAUUGGUACACGGCUAUAUAGGCUUGAAAAACCACACAUCUACCUUGGUCAGGCUCUUUGUAAGGUUGCGCACCAAAAAUGACGAUGAGAACUUCGGAGACAUUUUUAGGGAUCUCGUGCGCGCUGGGAAAAGGUUCCCACAGCUUCUAGAGCUAGCGAUUUCUUGCCCGCCUCCAGACUUAGAGGAAUUGCGCAUCGACUGCGAUGACCACCUACCAAAACUGCAGUUCCUCUGGCUUCUCAGUGAUGCUAAAACCUGGAAAGAAGAUGACGUUAAACUGGACAAUCUCAUCCGCCUCAUCCGCCCACUACUCCGAUACGAUAACUAUUACCACAAUCGGUGGCCCUUCGUGGCCGUCGGAGACCGAUCGGUGGAACAAUGGCCUUUCGUAUUCGAGCUAUGUGAGACGUUUUCUAUUACCGGUUACAUCGGCACCAGCUUGAGCUAUGUACCUCAUCGAUAUUUGUUUAACCACAAUCCAGACCUAGUUCUGUUGAAUAUUGAUAGGGCUUGGCUUCCGUGGCAGGAAGAGUAA